Molecule: messenger RNA, 546 nt
Organism: Boeremia exigua
Lineage: Eukaryota; Fungi; Ascomycota; Dothideomycetes; Pleosporales; Didymellaceae
Exons: 5
Coding region: 1-546 (181 amino acids)
Source: RefSeq, a predicted model, not a curated record
AUGCGCUUCUCGAAGAUCACCUAUUUGAGCAUGCUCGCUCUGACCAGUUCAGCCAUCGCCAGCCCUCCCGCAGUCGAGAAUCUCGAGACAUCGUUGGAGGCGAACCAGGACGCAAAUGCCCUCGAGAAACGCUUCGGUCCUAUCGUGAUUUUGCUCGUCAAGGUCAUCGGUGGCCAGCUUCUUGCAGGUGCCGCGAAGAUUGCGGUCGACGCCACAAAGGCUAAGCUUGAGCCUGAAGGAGAUUCGUUCAAGGAUUUCGAUGCUGCACGCACUGCUUUCACGCAAGAAUUGGUGAAGGAUCUUUACAACCACAGGUCCCCUUCCACUAUCAAGGGUGUUGCUUGCUACAACGGACCCUACGAGUUCAGCAGUGGUGCACACUACGAAGGCCCCGUCAGUGUCAACUUCAAGUGGGACAUUUACCAUACCGAUUACGACUGUUUUGAACUUUUCUCUGGCACUGUCCACAACAAGGGUGAUGGAGGAUACAUCAACACUGCUGUUUUCGGAACGUGCCACUUCGACCGUGGCUCAUACACUUGCUAA